UCGAAUCUAAAUAUAUAGGUAAUAGCAUGAUGAAGACAAUGUUCAGUUUACUCUUAGUUUUUCUCAUACAAACUCAAUUGUGUUCAUGAAAAUGACUUGUUUUCUAGUUGUCAAUAAAGAUAUGCAACUAAAAGGAGAUUGAAUUAAUGUCUUGUACGUCUUGCUAUCUCCGCCUAUGCUUCUCAUAAUAUGCAAUAAAUACACUUUGUUUAUAACUGCAUGCUCUCUCCAUUUUCUCUCCAUCUUCCGAACAAGUAACUUAUACUAAUGGGUUUGUUCAAAAGUAAGGGUGUGGUUUACAGGCCCGUGAAAGAUGUCAAUUUAGGUGCUGAUAGCACUGAAUUCUAUCUCCAAGCCAAUGUCAAAGCUCCCCGUAUGACUGGAAUCUUGGUCAAGAUUUUCACUUGGUUCUUGGAGUCUCCAGUAUUUGGAGCCUUGCUAUUGUAUAUAUUGAAGGGAAACAAUCUUAUUCAUAAGCUUAUUACAAAUGCAGAGUUAGAAGAGUCACCCCUCUUUGUUCCCUCACAUAAUUUUGAAGCAGACCACAAAGAACAAGAAGUCAAAUGCUUAGAUUCUGCUUUAACUCCACAAGAGCAAGUUCAACUUGCAAUAGAAUGCUUACCUACAUCUUCAGAAAAAGCACAUAAUGAAACAGUGCCUUCGUUCUGUCGCUGGACCGUAAUGGACUAUUCUAGAGCCUACAACUCGGGAGAUAUAACACCACUCAUGGUUGCAGAACGAUUUAUAGCUGCUGUUCAAGAAUCUUCAAAACCUGCACUCCAAAUGGGAUUCUUUAUUAACUACAAUGCUGACGAUAUACUUAAACAAGCGAAUGAAUCAACUCUUCGGUAUCAGAAAGGGUCACCUAUCUCUGUGCUAGAUGGAGUUCCUGUUGCUAUCAAGGAUGAAAUAGAUUGUUCGCCAUAUCCAACUACAGGAGGUACAAAGUGGUUGCACAAAGAAAGACCUUGUAUAGAUGAUGCUUACUGUGUCAAAAGACUAAGAUUAUGUGGUGCCAUACUUGUUGGGAAGACUAAUAUGCAUGAACUUGGGGCUGGAACUAGUGGUAUCAAUCCACAUUAUGGGCCCGCUAGAAACCCGUAUGAUACCAAUAAGAUUGCAGGAGGUUCUUCUAGUGGAUCUGCUGCUGUGGUGUCUGCAGGGUUGUGCCCUGUUGCCCUUGGUGUUGACGGGGGAGGUUCUGUGAGGAUGCCUGCAUCUCUUUGUGGUGUAGUUGGUCUAAAACCAACUUUUGGUCGUGUACCUCAUGCUGGAGUCCUUCCUAUGAACUGGACAGUUGGAAUGAUUGGAAUACUAGCAGGAACUGUUGAGGAUGCAUUGAUCACUUAUGCAGCUAUUAGUGGAGAAAUUCCAUCCCAUCAGCCCUCUAGUAUAGUUACUAAGAUAAAUCUUCCACUGCUGCGCUUGACAAAGUCCAUAUGUGACAUCAAGUUGGCAAAAUAUGGGAAGUGGUUUGAUGAUUGCAGUGAUGAUGUCAGAUUAUGCUGCUCCCUUGCUUUGAGCAUGCUUCAGGAUCAUUACGGUUGGAAGACGAUAGAUGUGACUAUACCAGACAUAGAAGCAAUGCGACUGGCACAUUACAUAACAAUUGGAUCAGAGUGUUCCACUUGGGUUGAUUCUUUUGGAGACAAACAUUUUGCAGAAUCAGGAUGGGACGCAAGGGUAGCACUUAAUAUCUAUGGUGCUUUCAGUAGCAAGGAGUACAUUAAAGCUCAGAAAAUGAGGAACCGCCAGUUGCAGUUUCACAAGAAAAUAUUUGCUGAGGCAGAUGUCAUUGUGUCACCAACAACAGGUGUGACUGCAUACUCAAUUCAAGAUGAUGCACUAAAGACUGGUGAACUUGACUAUGUAAAUGGAGCUGCACUUGUUCGGUAUUCCAUAUCAGGAAACUUCCUUGGACUUCCUGCUGUGACUGUUGCGGUUGGAUACGAUAAAUUGGGUUUGCCUAUUGGGCUUCAGUUUAUAGGAAGACCUUGGGCCGAAGCAACACUGAUCCACUUGGCAUUUGCAAUGCAGGCCAUCUGCUUGUCAGAAUACAGAAAGCCAAAGAUUUAUUAUGAUCUGCUAAGAAAAGAUUGAAUGGAGUUAGGCAUCCUGUAGCAGUGGCAUGUCUUUUCCAGCAAAAGCAGAGAGCCAUGUUAUCUUUGAUUAAUAGUUUUAAUUAACACAGUUCAUCCACAUGAUGGAAAGUUUCGGUUUUUUGGCAUGUCAUCAAAAUCUUAGUCCCCUAGUAGGGGUGGCUAGAUAUAAAUCACUGGAUUAAUAAAAUCUAGACACAGAAUUAUUAUUUUUGUCCCAAUCCAACUGUGUCUAACCUAUUGACCAGUGCUGGGCCAGGUCAACCUAUUGAAAUUAAAUUUGAAGAAAAAAAAAUUUAUGUAUAAUUAUGGUUGAUGAGGAAGAAUAAUAAGAAUGAAGAUGAUAAGCUACAAUGUUUUAUGUAACAAGAUCCUAUGAUAAUGCGCAACAUCAUUUGCUUUUAUGUUC
Molecule: messenger RNA, 2508 nt
Organism: Cajanus cajan (pigeon pea)
Lineage: Eukaryota; Viridiplantae; Streptophyta; Magnoliopsida; Fabales; Fabaceae
Product: fatty acid amide hydrolase
Molecular function (GO): catalytic activity
Source: RefSeq, a predicted model, not a curated record